AAAACAUGUUCAGCACUCUGAUCGCAGUUUAUUCCUCCUACUGGCGUACUUCUUUCCUCAUUCCUGCUGCUGCUUUGGUCUCUACUGCAGUCAUCUGCGCUUACACAAAUACACUUCUUUCGCAUCUACUUCUUUGAAGCACUAAAUCAAGUCAAAGAUGGCUGGCAGAGGAACAGUGAAGCCACACGCUGGAUUCAAUGCUAAUAAUGAUGCUGAGGUUCUUUACAAGGCCAUGAAAGGACUUGGCACUGAUGAGGCUGCUAUUUUGCAGCUGUUGACAGCACGUAGCAAUGCACAGCGGCAACAGAUCAAAGCUGCAUAUAAAACCCUGCAUGGAAAGGAUUUGGUGGAUGACUUGAAAUCAGAGUUGGGUGGGAAGUUUGAGACUCUGAUUGUAGCUCUGAUGACUCCUCCCAUCUUGUAUGAUGUCACUUGCCUGCGAGAUGCCAUUAAGGGGGCAGGCACAGACGAGAAAGUGUUGAUUGAGAUUCUGGCAUCUAGAUCAGCUAAUGAGGUCAAUGAAAUCAAAAGUUUAUACAAGCAAGAGCAUAAAAAAGAUCUGGAGGAAGCUGUGACUGGUGAUACUGGAGGUCACUUCCAGAGGAUGCUGGUCAUUUUGCUGCAAGCUAGCAGACAGCAAGGUAUACAAGAGAACCUGAUUCAAAGUGAUGCACAGGCACUGUUUGCGGCUGGAGAAAAGAAGUAUGGCACUGAUGAGAGCCAGUUCAUCACUAUACUGGGAAACCGAAGUGCUGCGCACCUUAAGAGAGUGUUUGAUGAGUAUAGAAAGCUGUCAGGGUUUGAGAUCGAGGAGAGCAUCCAGAGAGAGACUUCUGGAAGCCUCCAAGAAAUCCUGCUGGCUGUUGUGAAGUGUGCCCGCAGUGUUUCAGCUUAUUUUGCUGAGUGUCUUCACAAUGCCUUGAAGGGGGCAGGUACCGAGGACCAAACCCUUAUCAGGGUCAUGGUUACUCGCAGUGAAGUAGACAUGCUUGAUGUACGUGCCGAUUUCCGCAGGAUGUUUGCAACUUCUCUGCAUAAAAUGAUUCAGGGCGACACCUCGGGUGACUACCGUAAAACCCUGCUUCUGCUGUGUGGUGGUGAUGAUGCAUAAGCCCCACAAUUUAUGCUUGGGUCAUGAUCCCAUGACUCAUGCGUGGUCAGAAGCCGGUGGCUUUCGAAACCAAAACCCAAAACAACCUGUACUUUUUAAAUCAGUUGAAGGAUUUCAUGUUUAUCUGUGGACGCGCAGUGCAUAGCAUUGUCUCAAGAAGCAAUAAGUGAAUUUUGUCAUUCCAGUUUUAUGAGAUGUGUAGUAGACUUGUAUGACCAAAGUUAUUGUGGUAGAAAAAAUCUGAUCUCUGUUCAGAGAUAGUAAGGCCUUAAAGCCACAGAAAAAAAUCCUAUAUAGAUCAAAAUACAAAUCUCAUACAAUUUCUCAUUAAAUACUUGAUAAUGUAAUCUACAAAGAAGGCCAAAUAUUUUACUCUGUGAAGCAAUAUUUUAUAUAGCUUAUAUUCUGCAAUUUUUCACUUAUUUAUUGUUUGUACGCUCACUAAACACCAUGACAUUUCAGUCUAUUGUUAUAACCACUCAUAAUUGGAAUUAUUAGUAAGUCUGUGUCUAUAUAUUACCAUGUAAGCUUUUUGUAUCUGUGUAUGUAUCUAAAUUUGUGGCACUUAAAUGAGAGGUUUGCUUUAAUUGUUCAAUAGUUGGGGCAAAAGGGUUUUGGAUGUAAUUGAAGCCUUGUAAUAAAAUUUUCAUAACAGUUCCACUAACUAUAAAUAAAGAGAAAUAAAAUUAAUCUGUCAA
Messenger RNA from Misgurnus anguillicaudatus (oriental weatherfish), 1809 nucleotides. Its product is annotated as annexin A5. The record is from RefSeq and is a predicted model, not a curated record. Gene Ontology annotation, molecular function: calcium-dependent phospholipid binding; phosphatidylserine binding; calcium ion binding. NCBI's taxonomy places the organism in Eukaryota, Metazoa, Chordata, Actinopteri, Cypriniformes, Cobitidae. Gene Ontology annotation, cellular component: vesicle membrane; plasma membrane; cytoplasm. Gene Ontology annotation, biological process: negative regulation of coagulation.